AUGGAGGACAAAAUAAUACAGACACAUAUUACUAUAUUACUAUAUUUGAUGCUGAUAGUUUAUUUGAAAAGUUUUACAAUAAACUUAGGGGAUAUGCCUAAAAAGUUAUUUACAUAUAUAAAAGUAUAUUAUGCAUUUUUGAUUGUAAUUACAGUUGUCGCAUUUUUCCGAAGACUAUUUUUGCUAACAAGUUUAUAUAUUACAGAUACUGUCAAUAAAUUACUUAAUUAUGUAUUACUAAAAGAUAAUAAAAAUGAAGUAAAUUAUGUUAAAAGUUAUACUAGCAAAAGUAGCAGUGUUCAUGAUUUAUUUUUUCAAAAUAAUUUAGAAUCCGAAAUUCUUAAUAAGUAUUUAAAUGAAAGUAAAAUUGAUUUUUAUAAAUAUUUUUUAUUAUAUGACGAUUUAAUAGGUAAUGACAAAAAUGCCAACUUUUGUUUAACUAACAAAAAUGAAGUUGAACAAAAUGAAAUAAAUUAUAAUCAAACUCAAAACAAUAAUUUUACCCCUAUGGAAUAUAAAGACCCAAAUCAAAAAAUUGAUAAUAAUUUUAUAAAUAAUGAUACAUAUCUAUAUACUGACGAAAUAAAUGAAACAUCUUUUUCAAAUUCAGACGCAUUUUAUGAUGUAACAAGUAGUCAAACAGAUCGAUAUACAUACUCAUUCAAUCCUAUUAAUACAAAAUAUACUCGAAAAAUAUAUAGCUUUUUUUUUCGAAAAAAUAAUACUUUAACAAAAAAAACAUCUAAUAAGGGAAAGGAAAGGGAAGCACAAGAACCGGAUGACGGCACCACAAGUUUAGAAGAAAAUGAGCGCGACAAUAAGAAUGAAGAGGAUAGUGAAAAGAAUAGAGAAUGUAGUGAAAAAAAUAAUGAGAAAAAUUUCCAGAAAAAAAUUGGCAAAGGGAAAUCCAUUCAUAAUCGUAUAAAAUCCCUCAAACUUAAUGAAGACGCAUAUUUUCAAAAACAUUUAACAAAACUUAAGCAUUUAAAAUUUGUUACUUUUAUGUUAGACCUGUUAAGUAAUUAUAAAAAAUAUAUUAUGAUUGAUAAAAUAAUUAAGCAUUUAAGUAGGUGUGCAAGUAAUACUAAUCACAAGACUUUAAGUUCAUCAAUUAAGUUAAAUCAAAACAGUACAAAUUAUUUACAUAACCCUGCUCAUAAUAAUUUUAAUAAUAUAAACAAUGAAAAAGAAAAUGAUGAGUUAGCUAUCAAAAAUAUAAAUAAUUUGGAAAAAACACCUGAACAAGUUAAUAACAAUUGCAUGCGCAAAAAUAAUAAGUUAGAAAACUCUAAUUUAUUUCCUUCAAAUAUUUUUGGUAAUAUGUUUAAUUUAGAUAGUGAAAAAAAAUCACAAAAACCGUUUUUUCAAAAUGUAAAUUUACAAAAUGAUAAUAAUAAUAAUAGUAGUAGUAGUAAAGAUAAUACAAAUGUAAGCACAGGAGAUGAAACAAAAAAAACUCCAGUAAUAUUAAAAUCUAUAUUAAAAAAAAGAAAUCCAUCUGAUUUAAAAAAUGAAAAUAAUUCAAAAAAUAAAAAUCAAAGACAUAUACGAUUUAAUCCAAAAGUUCAAACAUUAUUAUUUGAAAAAUAUUCAGAUGAUGAUGAAUAUAUAUAUAAUAUGAAUAAUGGAAAAAAAGGAUUAUAUAAAAUUUUUGAUGAUUAUAAUAUUAAAAAUUCAGAUAUAUUUAGUUAUUAUAAUAUGCGUAAUAAUUUAAAUUCAAUAUUUACUGAUAUAAUUAAUUCAGUAUGUGUUUAUAAGGAUAACAUGUCAAGAAAAUUUUAA
Messenger RNA from Plasmodium vinckei vinckei, 1782 nucleotides. Its product is annotated as conserved Plasmodium protein, unknown function. The coding region runs from base 1 to 1782 and encodes 593 amino acids. The transcript has a single exon. NCBI's taxonomy places the organism in Eukaryota, Apicomplexa, Aconoidasida, Haemosporida, Plasmodiidae. The record is from RefSeq and is a predicted model, not a curated record.